Messenger RNA from Oryzias latipes (Japanese medaka), 6080 nucleotides. It is a transcript of the gene dcaf1, whose product is annotated as ddb1 and cul4 associated factor 1. NCBI's taxonomy places the organism in Eukaryota, Metazoa, Chordata, Actinopteri, Beloniformes, Adrianichthyidae. Gene Ontology annotation, cellular component: nucleus; Cul4-RING E3 ubiquitin ligase complex. Gene Ontology annotation, biological process: protein ubiquitination. Gene Ontology annotation, molecular function: histone H2AT120 kinase activity; nuclear estrogen receptor binding. The record is from RefSeq and is a predicted model, not a curated record.
UCGCAGUUGAAUGACGUCAAGAACGUGUUCGCCAUAAUGAUAAUAAACCGUGAACAGAAAGCUGUAAAAUAAGCGAAUUAAGGGACGCCGGUAAAAUUGUAAUCAAUGUAUUAUAAUUCUUCAAACAGCAGCUAAAUUGGGACUUAUUUUGGUAGGUCGAUUUUUUGUUUAUAUCGAGGAUAUCAAGCAGGAACUUGGAGGAGCAAGGUAAAGUUAGCGCUCUGGCUAACCACUAGGCCCUUCUAGGCAUCACAAUGGCGUCAGCACCCGCCAGUGUGGACUCAAAAGCGGAGCUGACUGCUCUGCUGGAGCAGUGGGAAAGGGAACAGCACGGCAGCACACAAGACCUGGUUAACCUUCUUACAAAAAUAUCUGAGCUUGUUGAAAAGGAGACAGAGGAGUACCACAAAGCAGACCCCGACCCGUUUGAUGAUCGGCAUCCUGGGAGAGCUGAUCCUGAAUGUAUGUUAGGGCAUCUACUGAAGAUCCUGUUCAAGAAUGAUGACUUCAUGAACACUUUGGUGAACAACUAUGUGAUGACGAGCAGGGAAUUCCCCCUCAAUGCAGCAGCUUGCCGUCUGCUGCAGAACAUCAUGCCUGGAUUAGAGACAGCUGUGGUUUUUCAAGAAAAGGAGGGAAUAGUGGAACGGCUGUUUAAGUGGGCUCAAGAGGCCGAGCAGCCUCUCAGAAUUUAUGCCACAGGAUUGUUGGCAGGUGCCAUGGAGAACCAGGACAUUGCUGCCAACUACAGAGAGGAGAACUCUGUUUUGGUUCCUUUGAUGCUGCAUCGUUUGCGUGAGCUUCAAGAUAAAGAUGCCGAGAACAAGAGGGAAAUCAAGCGAAUUAGCCCAAGGAAGAGUCUAAGUGCACCUUUGUUACCUUUAGACGAGGAAACUGUUGACCGAAGCUUUGAAGAGAAGCCCUUCACACCAAGUAGAAAUGGAGCUGACAAGCAGGGGAUGGGACCAGAGGAAGAUCGGGAAAUUUCUUUUUCGCCCAACGAGCCUGAGAACGAGCUUUCAUUCCAUCUCAACUCUCCUCACAAGACGAGCAGCCGCGUCAACUCAGCCGUUAAAACCAUGAUGAAGCCCAUGUCCGCCUCAGGUUUAUCGACGCACCCAGGUUUGCCUGACGGUAGCAGUUACCUGAAAAGAAGGACUGAAAGGGAGACUGCAAGGACGUCAAAGCAGAAGCAUAGUUUCUCUUUGCCUGAGCCAGAGAGGAGCUUCAGUGAGCUUUCAAACAGCAGCUGGUCUGAGAUGAGUCCCUGGGUGAUCGGCAACAACUAUCAUCUGUACCCUUUAACCCCCGAGAUCGAGCAGAGGCUUAUCCUGCAAUAUCUUACUCCUUUGGGGGAGUAUCAGGAGCUGCUGGCAGUGUUUAUGCAGAUGGGUGCUUGUGAACUACUCAUGCACUAUAUGGAUUUAAAGCAGACCAAUGAUGUACAGCUAACAUUUGAAGCUCUCAAGUAUCUGGCCUCACUGCUUUUGCAUAAAAAGUUUGCAGCCGAGUUUGUUGCUAAUGGUGGAGUUCAGAAGUUGCUGGAAAUUCCCAGGCCUUCAAUGGCUGCUACUGGAGUCUCACUGUGCCUUUAUUAUCUAGCCUACAACCAAGAUGCCAUGGAAAGGGUGUGCAUGCUGCCCCACUCCAUCCUGUCAGAUGUGGUUGCUUACACACUCUGGUUGCUGGAAUGCUCACAUGCUUCCGGCUGCUGCCACGCAACCAUGUUCUUCUCCAUCUCGUUUUCUUUCCGUGCUGUUCUGGAGCUUUUUGACAGACAGGAUGGACUCCGGCGGCUAGUAAAUCUGAUUAGCACACUGGAGAUCCUGAACCCUGAGGACCAGGGAGCGCUUCUGAGCGAUGACGAGAUUUUUUCCAGCAGGCAGACGGCCAAGCACACCUGCAUGGCUCUGCGCAGGUACUUUGAAGCCCAUCUGGCAAUAAAGGUGGAACAGGUGAAGCAAUCGCUGCAGCGCACCGAGGGCGGUGCCCCCAUUCACUCACAGCCGUACUACAAGGCGGUCAGCUACAGUCGUGAGCAGGUGGUAGAAAUGAUGGAAUUUCUGAUAGAGUACGGUCCUCUUCGACUGUACUGGGAACCAGCUGAGGUCUUUCACAAGCUCUCAUGUGUCCAGCUACUUCUUCAACUUAUCUCCAUUGCUUGUGAAUGGAGGACCUAUUAUGGCAGGAGCGAUACAGUUCGUUAUGCCCUUGACAUCCUGAGCAUCCUCACAGUUGUUCCAAAAACCCAAAUAUUGCUGUGUGAAUCUAUUGCUGUGCUGGACGACGGAGGAGCCACAGUUUCCACAGUGGGGAUGAGUAUAGUCCUGGCUGUAGCAGAGGGAGAGAUCUUUGUGAAUGAUGCAGAAAUUCAGAAGUCCGCCCUGCAAGUUAUCAUCAAUUGUGUUUGCGCGCCGGACAAACGCAUGUGCAGCAUCGGCAAGUUCAUUGCCGGGACCCCCCGCCGUCGCCUCCCACAGCAGAGCAAAUCCAGUGAGAAUGUGCUCACUAAGAUGUGGAAUGUGGUGCAGUCCAACAAUGGCAUCAAGGUUUUGCUCUCGCUGUUGACGGUGAAGAUGCCCAUCACAGAUGCUGAUCAGAUCCGAGCUUUGGCCUGCAAAGCUCUGGUGGGCCUGUCGCGCUCCACCUCUGUCAGACAGAUCAUCAGCAAGCUGCCUCUGUUCAGCAGCGGACACAUUCAGCAGCUUAUGAAGGAGCCUGUGCUGCAGGAUAAACGCAGCGAACAUGUGAAGUUCUGCAAGUUUGCAGCAGAGUUGAUUGAAAGGAUCUCUGGGAAACCGCUGCUUAUUGGGACAGAUGUGUCCCUGGCUUGGCUGCAGAGAGCAAGCGUUGUGGCUCAGUCCAGAAUCACCUUCCCAGAGAAAGAACUGCUGCUGCUUAUCAGAAACCACCUUCUGGCUAAAGGCCUUCAUGAUACAGCAACCGCACUCACCAAAGAAGCAGAUCUCCCCAUGACAUGUCUGUCACAUACUUCUCAUUCAACCUCUGCUUUCCCAUCUGUGGCCCCUCCGCCGCCUGCUUCACCUGUUGCCACAAUACCCCGUGCCCCACGGCUUGCCAGUGGCGUUGGGGCAAGACUUGGGAACCACCCCUCACACACUCCCAUCCAGGCAUCCAGUCAUCCUCAAAGCCGCCCCUCCACGUCCCAGCCGGUUGUGUGCUCUUCUAAUGUUCUUCCCUCCACAUCUGCCUCACAUUGUAACAGCAGCUCUCCGCUGAUUGGACGCAUCAUUUUCUCCCGUGAGCGGCAAACAACGUGCGGUACGAUGAGCUGCAAGAAAGCCAGAGUGCUGCGGCAGAAGUCCGAUCAUGGUGCUUUCAGCCAGAGUCCAGCGAUGAAGAAGCAGUUUGACCGCCACCUGCCCUCCCCGCCUGCUUUAGACAGUAUUAUCACAGAGUACCUCCGGGAACAGCACGCACGCUGUAAAAACCCAGUUGCUACCUGCCCACCUUUUUCUCUUUUCACCCCCCACCAAUGUCCCGAGCCCAAGCAGAGACGCCAAGCCCCCACCAAUUUCACCUCAAGACACACGCGGAGAGUGAUUUAUCCAAAAUACGGAGGCGUAGAUGGAGGAUGCUUUGACAGACACCUCAUUUUUAGCAGGUUCCGUCCCAUCUCUGUGUUCAGGGAAGCAGACGAGGAUGAGAGCGGAUUCAUGUGUUGUGCCUUUUCAGCUCGUGAACGGUUUCUGAUGCUGGGGACGUGUACAGGGCAGCUCAAGCUCUACAAUGUGUUUACAGGCCAGGAGGAAGCCAGCUACAGCUGUCACAGUUCAGCUAUCACGCACCUGGAGCCGUCACGGGAUGGUUCUCUCCUCUUGACAUCAGCCUCUUGGAGUUAUCCUUUGUCUGCACUGUGGGGAAUGAAAUCGGUGUUCAUCAUGAAGCAUUCCUUCCUUGGGGACCAUUAUGUGGAGUUCAGUAAGCUUUCCCAAGAUCGUGUCAUUGGAACAAAGGAACAUGUAGCACGUAUUUAUGACAUCCAGACCGGACAGGUCACUCUUACUCUCAACAACCCAGACCUGGCUAACAACUACAAGAAAAACUGCGCUACUUUUAACCCAACAGACGACCUGGUGCUGAACGACGGAGUGCUUUGGGAUGUGCGCACAGCUCAGGCCAUUCACAAGUUUGACAAGUUCAACAUGAAUAUCAGCGGCGUGUUUCACCCCAAUGGCUUGGAGGUCAUCAUAAACACUGAGAUUUGGGAUCUGCGCACCUUCCACCUCCUCCACACCGUUCCUGCUCUGGACCAGUGCAGAAUAGUUUUCAACAACAGCGGGACUGUCAUCUAUGGAGCUAUGCUGCAAGCUGAUGAUGAAGAUGAAAUGAUGGAAAUGCAGAUGAAAAGUCCAUUUGGCUCAUCGUUUAGGACCUUUAAUGCUACAGACUACAAACCCAUUGCCACUAUAGAUGUGAAGAGGAACAUAUUUGACCUCUGCACAGAUACAAAAGACUGCUAUCUGGCUGUGAUUGAGAACCAAGACUCUGUCAACACUGACACUGUGUGUCGCCUCUAUGAAGUCGGCCGGCAGCGACUUGCAGAAGAAGAGGAGGAGGAUGAGGAAGAUCAGGAGGAUGAUGACCAAGACGAAGACGAUGACGAUGAUGACGAUUCUGAUGAUGACGUUGAUACGGAUCCUCUCAUUGCUGAGCUGGAAAACGAGAAUGGAGGAGAGGAUGAUGACGAUGACGGCAAUGAAGCAUUAUCUCCAUCCGAUGAGGAAGUCGCACGCCUUCUUGAAGACGAUGGAGACGUCGAGGAGGACGAUGACGAGGAUGAGGAUGAAGAGGACGAUGAUAAUGAAGAGGAUGACUCUGACAAUGACGAUGCAGACCUGGAAGGUGACAAUGACAGCUCGGACAACUCCGAUCUGGAGGAUGACAUCAUCUUAUCCCUAAAUGAGUGAAGAUACCCCCAUCGUCCAGGACUGUGGGGUCCAUGGAAAACCACAGUUUAUUUGUCUUGAUAAUCUACAAAAGUCUCAAACACAGAUGAUCCUUGGUAGGAAAGAGCAGAGAAGAACAUGGAGACAUGGCAUUGGGCAAAAAUGAUUGUAAAGUAUAUAACUUUCUAUUAAAAAUUGGUUUGAUGUGUUUAAAAAGGCCACUAUGUAGAUGUAGUGAAAAAAGGUUUUAGAAGUUCUCACUUUAUUGGCUUUUUAAAAAGCCAGUUUGUUUCAAAUUGAUUCAUUCUCUCCAUCUUUGAAGACACAAAGUAUGGUUCUUCUCAACUGACUUUUCCUUUUUAAUUCUCUACCCAUCCUGACUGAAGGACAACAUGUGAGUUGCAAGGCAAGUAGUUUGUCUGGGAAAAAAUAAAUAAAAAAAACAGCCCAACAACAUCCGUGAAUUAGGCAGCUGUAGGGAUCUUAACACACGGGGCUCUUGAUUGCCAAAGAGCCACUCAGCAGUUCCAAUAAUAGAUGUUGUCUCCUGAUUUUGUUAUGUAAACAGAAGAAUUGGAUCAAGCUGUCACUCCAGCGAGUGCAGACAUUGUAACAACACCAGUGACACAAGUUCACAGCCGUCCAGCAGGCAGCGGAUGUCUUUAGCUCCUUACAAUCUUAUGGUUGAGCUCACAAAGUGAUCCGACUUCCAUGGAUGCUCGCAGGGUUGGAAAAAUGCAGGGUUUUGUGUGCUUGGAACCAGCACAGGUCCAGUUAUUUAAAUAAAGUUCAGAAAACUUUGUUUUAUUUCUCAAAUCUCAUUGGUUAUUGAAGUGAGUGGUUAAUUAGCGGACUGAUGGUUAAACCGUUUCAAUUCUUGGAAUAUUGAGAAACUGUGAUUAACGCUGCAAAAAUAUGCUGUGUGUGAAUUUUUUUUUCUUUUUCUUUUUCCCCCCUGACAUGUUGGAUACUGUCAUUUUUGAAAAAGCAAAGGCUUAGCACACGCACACUUUAACGCAGUGCAACAUGGUAUACUUUUUUGGUUCUCUUGUUUCUAGGAUUUACUUUUCCCUUUUGGAGACCUUUGAGUUUCUCAACACAUUUACUGUACAGGUUGUAUGUAUCUAAAGUAUUUUUACUAUAAAUAAAACGGAACAAUUUGUGCUUUGA